CAGACUCAGCAUUACUUCAAUUCCCUACUCCGGUAGCUGUAAGAAGGAUAAGGAGGUGAAAUAAUUCUGGCCCAUGAGAGGAUCCAUGGAAAUUCCCAGCAUGCAGCCACAUUGAAUUCGGCUCUAAAAUAAAAAAAGUCCUCAAUAAAAACUAAAAACAACAACAACAAAUGAGCGCACAAAACACCUCAUACGAUCGCUUUCAAAGCAAAUACAAAUCAAACAAAAUGGCCACACAUGCAGCGUCCACCAGUCCAGUCAGAUGGAAUAAAACGAAAGCUACGAAUAACACAAAACCCUUAAAAUCCACAAAAACUGCACCAAACUGCACUGAACCAUACCACCGAAACCGGCAGCACAGGCAUCAUAGAGCAACAAUAGCAAAAGCUACAAUGCCUUCGUAUACACCUUCGACAUUUCUACUACUCUGCACCCUCACAUUGCUGAGUCUGCUUCCGCACGCGUACGCCUUCUGCCCCUCCAAAUGCCAGUGCCUCAGUGGCGAUGCCAAUAGUCGGGCUUAUUGCGUUGACGCCGCGCUCGAGGAUGUGCCCAUACAAUUGAAUCCCGAAACGAAAUAUAUCAAUUUGACACGAAAUAAGAUACGCAACCUUGAAUUCACGUUGCCGUUUUACAUGAAGCUGGAAGUGCUGGAUCUCUCACAAAAUAUCAUCGAGACGCUUGGCUCGAAAAAUUUCGAAUAUCAAAAGGAUAUGCGUACAUUGAAUUUGAGUCGUAAUUCGGUGAGCGCACUGCAAAAGGACGCUUUCAAGGGAUUGAGCAAUUUGUUGGUGCUCGAUUUGAGCUACAAUCGCAUUGAGGUGGCGCAUCCGAGUGCAAUGAGUAAUCUCACGUCGCUAAUUAAACUCGAUCUGACAAAUAAUAAUAUUGUGAGUUUGGAGGACAAUUGUUUUCGCAAUAUGAUAUCCUUAGAGAUUUUGAUUUUCAAAAAUAACCAGCUGCUGGAUGUGCCGUCGAAUAAUUUGCAACAUUUGCAUGCGCUCAAAUCGCUAGAUUUAUCUGAUAAUCUGGUGGAAUAUGUGCGCAACGAUAGCUUUGAUGGUUUGCGAGAGUUGAUGGUGCUGACGAUGAGAGGCAAUGUGAUCUCCGAGUUGGAUUUGAGCGCCUUUGAGGGGCUGACAACGCUGAAGCAUCUGGAUUUGGCCGAUAACAACUUGACGAUUGUGCCUACACAGCAACUUUCGAAGUUAUCCAAUCUCACCUACUUGUCGCUUAGCGGCAACCGGUUCAAUCAGCUGCCUGCUGUAGCUUUUCUAAAUCUGUUCCAUUUGCGUGAAUUGCAUUUGAAUCGUUUGGAUCGUCUCAAUCGCAUUGAUUCAAGAUCCUUCAUCGAUAAUACUCAUCUGCAAGUGCUCCAUCUCAGCAACAAUCCCCAACUUUACGACAUCCCUAUGCGCCUCUUCCAGGGCAAUCCCAAUGUACUUGAGAUUUACAUGCAAGGCAACAGCCUACAAACACUCUACUCCGCACAAUUCCCCGUCGAUCAACUGGAGCGUCUGUACCUCGGCGACAAUCCACUACAAUGCAAUUGCUCGCUGCUCUGGCUGUGGCGUCUUGUCACCGGCAACUUUGACGGCGAAUCCAACAACAUUGCCGGUGUACAUGUCACGCACAGUCAGGGCGAAGCGGCCGUGGCAGCGCUGGGUGCAGCCGAUGCCGGUUCAGCGCAAGCAGCUGCCGCCGCAUAUGUGGCACAGCAAAAACACAUACCAACGCAAACCGCACGCACCAGCAGCUCCUCCACCGGUUAUCUACAACUCGACAUCGAGCGCAUUGGAUGUGACAUUUGGCAGGAUAAUGUGCGCACACGUCGUCGCCUCGCAACCAUGUCCGAAAGUGACAUCACCUGCCCCGCGCACAUUGUCACCAUAGUUUGCGCCAUCUUCACGCUCUUGCUCGUGUUCGCCAUCGGCGCCAGCAUUCUUUUCUAUCUGCGCUUUGUGAAGCGACGCCGAAAGCUGUUGCAUGACCGUUCGCUCACCCGUUCGGGCAAAUCGAUCGUAAAUGUACACGAUCGCAUACUACAACAUCAGCCGCUGGGCGCUGGCGGUGCACUAGGCAUGGGUGUGGGCGGUCUCACCUACCCACAUCAUACGUUGCAGCAACAGGGUGGCACACAUCAUGCCAUGCUGCCGCUGCAUCCGCAUGAGUAUCAACAAACGCUGCCGGCACAAGUGGACAAACUGGAAUUGGAACGAUAUCUGGCGGCGCAGGCGAUCGCCAAUGAGUAUCGUGCCUUGAAGCCAUGGGAGCUGCCGCCAGUUAAGGAUGCGAAUGCGUACAGCGAUGAACCGGAACAUUUGUAUGAAAAGUUCGACCACUACGACUAUCCGGACAUGCAGACGAUGAGCAAGUCCAAGCAGGCGGCGCUCAUGUCCAACACUGAUGAUGGUAAUACGCCCACCCCCAAUGGCAUGGUGCAGAUGGGUAAGAUUGGUGCUGGCGGCACAGCGGCUAAGCCGCAUGUCGUCUACGUAUGACUCCCGGGUGGGCAAGUAGGUGUUGGCGCUAAGGGCAAUGCAAGUGACGAGUACGGAGAUGUGGGUAUGGAGACCGAAGGCGAAAUGCGCUACUGCAUCAACAACAACUACAGUAGUUACGUGAAACUAGUUUAGAACGUGGGCACGGAGGCGGAUAGUAGCAGAGAGAGUGGCGCUGGAAGAGAGCUCAUUAAAAGAAGAGAGACCGCGUGGCAGCGAGCGAACGAGAUAGAGAUGAGUGUAUUCGAAUGUAAACAGCUGAAUUGAGUGAAACGCAUGUAAGAAGAGUGUCAGCAAAGAGAGUACAGAGCAAGGAAAAGCAAGCGCUUUAAUUGUAAAAGCUGCAACAAACAGCUAUAAAUGUAUAAACAAAGCUAAGGUCAUAUGAACGCAGCGAUAAAUCGAAACAAGGGUAUAUGUUAGUAAUAAGUUCUAAACACAUAUAUACAUACAUACACCAAGAGCAACAACAAUACAAGCACACGUUAUGCAUUAAUAUUCAUGAUAUGUACUAAUUUAGCCAUAGAUGAAAUUUUCGCGAAGAGUUUCCUGCAAAACUUAAACAAAAACAUGAAAUAAAAUAUAUUUGCGUAAACGUAACAAGAAACAAUGUAAAAUGAAACAAGGGAUACGUAUAGAGUUAAAAUAGCUAAAUUACAAAAUAAGUAAAUCUAAAGCAAAACUAAAAACAAAAAUCAUAAACAUGAAAAAUUAAUGAGUAAGAAGCAACACUAAAAAUUAUUAAAAAAAAAAACAAAUAGCCGGAAAACUAUGCAGUAAAAUUAAACUAUAAGCAAAAACCUAAAAUCAAGUUCACGUUGAAAAAAUGCAAAUAUUGCCUACAUAAAAUAUAAAUUUAUUUCGAAAUGGGUGUGAAAGAAAAGUGAAAGAGGAGGCACUUAAUAAUAACAAAGCAAAGCAAAAAAAGAACAAAAAACACCAAGAAAACUAACAGAUAUAUGUGAAAUUGUUUAAUUAUUUUAUUACUUUUUAACCAAAAAUUCCAGUAAUAUUUCUUUUUAAUCUGCCAAACUGGCAGCAGAUUGCUGUGAAAUAAAUACUUUCCAUACUCAUUUUAAUGACUCUGAGUACAGAGUACAUUUUACAUGUCAACACUUUUCACAUCUGGGCACCCUGCACUUUUCAAGUCUAGUUUUGAUGCUGAACUCCAACAUUUCUACUAAGGCGCUUUCAUUAACCCCUUGCCGUGCUUUAAGGGGGAACACCACUGUGAUUUAAAAAAAAAAUCGAUUUUUUUCUUGCAUUUUCUCAAAAUAGAUAUAUUCAAAAAUAUGUAAAAAAAACUUUAACUUAACAUCUUGAAAUUUGACGAAGUUAUACCCAAUGCAAUCAGUGCAGGUAGUGAGUUACAAUAUCCAAUGAAAACUUUAAACGCGUUUUUCUCAAAACGUGGGCCUCGAUUUCUCGAAUCGGUUCAUAAGCGAUAUUAAUUUUUUUUUAAUUUUGUACAUGUAUUGGCUUCAGUCGUACAUAGCCGCUUUUAAAAAUUCCAAAAAUUAAUAUUUUUCCAAGCCAUUCGAAAACAAAAAAAAGGGUAAAAACACAAACUCAUUUUUCAAACCUGCACCAUUUUCUCAAAAAAAAAAACAAAAAAAAAAAACCGCCACGUACGACUAUGGCCAUUGAUGUAUCAUUAAGAAUUUUUUUGGUUUUCUGCUUUCAGAUGAUUUUUCACCGCUGUAUCGUGGCCAUCAGGGUGCAUCAGUUUUUUAAGACGUCACUGCAUUAAUAUCAAUAACAAUUCUAAUUUUUAAUAUUUUUUAAUAAAUCUUUGUGUCGGUAUAGUGGAAUAUAUGUUAAAUAAAUUAUAAUUUCUCUCAAUUUAAUUUCAUCUCUACUUAUAAAAAAAAAUUCAUGAAAAUCACUCAAUUUUGACGUGUUCCCCCUUAACGAGUAUGACUCGUGAUGAAAAUGUUGGUCCAAACAUGACUCGUGAAUAGAUCGUCGGAUCAAAAAUAAGCAUCACGAGCCUGGGUCGUGAUUGAAUGUUAGUUUCUAUCUGUACGCCGUCAGAGUUAGUCACGAGUCUCAUAAUUGCUAUUACAACGUAAUUUAUAUUAUUCUGAUCUGUUUACCACGCGUGGACGCGUAACACUUGGGCCCGAGUUUCGUUGAGCUAAAUGGCACGGCAAAGGGUUAAAGGUGGUGGCAAUAGACCAACAAUAAUGUUUUGUGCGUUCGAUUGUCGUGGCAAAGAAUGAAUUCGCCUUUUUUCAUUCUGUGUUGACAGCUGAUUAACCGCAACUAUCGAUUUCUAUCAGUGGUUUUCUUCCAAGGCGAAUUGAGUAGUAGUAGGUGGCGCCAUUGAAAAACAAUGACGAUUUUGACAAGUCUGACGUCAGCUCGCUUCGCAAUACAAAGCAAACAAAAGUAAGAGAAAUUACAUGUUUCUGAAAAUGCAGUGAAUGGCUUGGUAGUUUUGUGAUAUGUGAGAUUUAAACUAUGCAAACUAAGGAAAACGAAGUGCAGUGUAUUAAAUUAUGAAAGCACAAAUUAAUACGAAGCCUCCAAAUGCAGUUUGCUUGCGUUUCUACGCGGAAGACGCUGGGGCAAGAAAGUAUGUGUGUGGGCGUUUAAUUUGUUGUGUUUGGUUGUUUCCAUUGGUUUCGUCGACUCUUCUUCUUAUCAAGCAAGUAAUUCCACUUUCUUUUGCUUGUUUAUACAUGGGCUCUUACGACACGGCGAAUUCGAUGUGAUGUUUGGGCUACUUGAAACGUGCACUUUUUUAUGCUAAAAUUGAAUGCACUACAAAGUUGCGUACUUGAAAUAUUUUUCUCCAAGACUCCGGUUUAAAAAGUUUGUAGUUUUUAUGGGAAUUUUCAAAAACAUUUCAGAAUCCAAAAAACAAAAAUAGGUAUUUAACCAUGACUCAGUGAUAAAAGGUUUGCUCAGUAAGCAGCUUUCUCGUUUUCUCUUGACAAAUCGGCUCCCUUAGCAAGACACUGGGUUGCUAGCUCUAGAAAUUUUGAGUAAAAGUGAAGGAAAAGUAAAAUUUGUAGAAAAAACAUUUCAUUUUCAAUAUGGUCUGCUCACGAGCAACAACUCGCUAAAUAGUUUUCAUCGGUAUGUUCGGGACUAUGGUAGUAUGACAUGAAAUACAUACCGCCUAAGUCAGGACAUGAUCGAGUAAUAGAGGCAAUACGAGAUCGAUGAAUGGAGAAUUUACAAAGCUUUAUUUCUUAUGAUGUGGUGAUUUAGACAGAACUCAUGUUUUGCAAAAAGUUAGCAUUCCCCAAAGAAUUACGGGAAGCAGAAUAAUUGGAUAGUCACGACGCGAUCAAUAACAUUUCAGACCUCAUUAUAAAAAAGUUGGGAUUGACGGAACUUGUUUCCACUGAGCCCACCUUCCCAUGGAGGGAUGAAGUGUCCAGAGGAGGCUUAGCAAAUCACAGUACCAGCAUGAAAAAGCUGCUCAUAAAAAACCAUCUACCAGAAUCGGCUUAAAACUGUCCUUCCAUUUGUAGAACGCGCACUACAAAUAGGAGGAGGAGCUCGGCCAAACACCUAACAGAAUUGUAUGUGCCAAUUAUUUAUUUAUUUAUACAAAAAAGUUUCAUAUUGGCGAAGCUUCGCAACUUCGCGAUCGGUUUUAAAUUUUAGAAUCAACCCACAAAAUAAAAUCUUGGAUUAAGUGAAAUAAUUGCUUGUUUUAAUAUUAGACCUGGCAAUUUCCACUAAUAACUUCUAUUUGCACCAUUCUUUACUCUCAAAUAUUAAUUGAAAUUUAUUUUUUACACCGUUCGCAGUUUCUUUCCAUUUAGGUAAGAAAAUACUUUUUUGCUACCAUUUUUACCAAAAAGGAUUUAAUAUUUUCCACUUUUUUUUCUCUUUUGUAAGAGAGUGUCAAAAAUUGUAUGUCACUAGUGAGCAAACCUUUAAAAAUUGAAUCAUGGUAUUUAACUACGCCAGCGAAAACUAUGAAUUUUUAUAUUUUAUUUCAACCUAUAGAUUUUCUUUUAAAAAUUUUAAAAACACAAGCAUUGCAAAUGUGUCUAUACACAAUGUUGCGCAACAUAUUUUCUGCAGCAUGCUGCUAUAAACAUUUUACUCUACAUUUCGUUGUGCCUGAGGCAUUUGAAAUUUUGUAAAUAGGUUUUUCACAAAUCUCCUUUUGGCCUUUUAGCUUAGUUUUUUUAGUUUGAAAUUUUUUUUAAGGAUUUUUGCUAGUUAACUUAAAUAUUAUUCUGCUCAUUUCUCCAUUGAUGGAGUUUAUGACUAAUUAAAUUUUAAAUAUAAAAAUCUAAUAUUUUUAGACAUAACAUCGACGAGUAGGAAUUUUCUAUUAGUUGAAAAGGAAUUUUCUCCUAAUUCUUCAAAUUCUUUAUUUAAAUGAGCUGCCUUGUGUAAAUUUUCAAAAUAUAAAUACUUGUAAGUUAACCUAUUUUUAAUUUGGUUUAAGUGACACAAAUUUAAGUUAGAAAUUUUGUGAAAGAAAUUAAAAAUGUUGUAUGUAUGUAUGUAUAAUAGUCCCUUAUUUAGAUGUUAACACUAAUUUUAAAUAAAAAAUAGUUUUAGUUAUUUCUUACAACUGAAGUUAAGCUAAUUUGUAUAGAAAAUGCAGAUAUAAAAAUGAUUUCUUUACUAAAAUUUCUUAAAUAAUUUCUUUCCUUGAUUUGACAGUUUCAACAAUGAAGUUUUUACUAAAAACAACUGCAAUCUAACUUUAUUUCAAACUAUGUUUAAAUUGUAUAAAUACUUUAUGUAAUAUUAUAGACAUUUUUUUAAUCAACGUUGCAUUUAAAAAAAAAUUAUUAGCGAGUUCCUCUACGCUUGAAAUACCUCUGGCUUUUUUGUAAACUACUCAACGUUGUUUAUAAUUUUUUCACACUACACACACACAUCUGCAAAUAUAAUACUAAUACCCACUUGCAUUUGGCAAUAAAAAAUUCGAUAGUGUAUAGGCGAAGGAAAACAAUGAAAUGGACAAUAUAAAAAAAAUUCACAUUAAUUAAAAAUAACUGCUUUUUAAGUUCAUAUAGUAGCAUAGAAACGCUGUAAAUACUUAAAAAAACAACAACAGAUUAGUGAUGUAAAAAAAUUUAAUCUAAUGAUAAAAUUAGUAUAUUAAACAAAUAUUACGCAUAAAUAUGUAUUAUUUACGUGAAUUUCAUUUUAAGUC
This is a messenger RNA of Anastrepha ludens (Mexican fruit fly), 7641 nucleotides long. RefSeq names its product nyctalopin. Bases 171 to 2501 code for a protein of 776 amino acids. The transcript has 4 exons. The record is from RefSeq and is a predicted model, not a curated record. Gene Ontology annotation, molecular function: protein binding. Gene Ontology annotation, cellular component: extracellular matrix. Lineage: Eukaryota; Metazoa; Arthropoda; Insecta; Diptera; Tephritidae.